Molecule: messenger RNA, 939 nt
Organism: Vicia villosa (hairy vetch)
Lineage: Eukaryota; Viridiplantae; Streptophyta; Magnoliopsida; Fabales; Fabaceae
Product: zinc finger BED domain-containing protein RICESLEEPER 2-like
Exons: 1
Coding region: 1-939 (312 amino acids)
Molecular function (GO): DNA binding
Source: RefSeq, a predicted model, not a curated record
AUGGAUGGGUUUGGGUUUCACAUGAGGUGUUGUGCCCAUGUAUUGAAUUUGGUUGUGAGAGAUGGACUACAAGUAGCCAACACCUCUAUUUCAAGUGUUAGAAAUGCAAUUAGGUUUGUUAGAUCUUCACCCCAUAGGGCUGCAAAGUUCAAGGAGUGUGUGGAAUAUGCUAGGAUUGAAUGCAAGAAGUCAGUAUGUCUUGAUGUUUCAACAAGAUGGAACUUGACAUAUUUGAUGUUAGAAGGGGCUGAAAAAUUUCAAAAUGAUUUUGAUAAGCUAGAAAAUGAGGAUGAAGCCUAUAUGGAUUUCUUUGAAGCAGAUUCCCCCCCAGGUAUUCAAGAUUGGGAUAAUAUUAGAGUUUUUAUCAAGUUUUUGAAGAAUUACUAUGAAGCGACAAAGGUUUUUUCUAUUUCAACCAAAGCAAGCUUGCAUACUGCUUUUCCAUACUUGGCUACCAUAUACAGUGAGCUAAAGACAUUAAACAUGGACCUAAAUGGAUUGUUUGCUCAAGUUGCUAGGGAUAUGUUGGAAAAGUAUUGUAAAUAUUGGGUUGAUAUUACUAAGAUGAACCAACUCCUUUAUUUUGGUGUUAUCUUUGAUCCCCGAUAUAAGUUAAGAUAUGUGGAAUGGUGCUUUGAUGAUAUGUAUGGAAAACAUUCAGAAACUAAGAAAUCUCUAUUGAAAGAUAUUAAUGACAAUCUUACAAAAAUGUUCAAUCUUUACAAACAAGAAUAUGAUGCUGCUAGGGGCUUAAUUCCAUCUCCUACAACGGUUGUUUCCCAAGGUGAAGCAGCUGCCAGCGAUGAAAUACCAUCAUAUGUGGCUAGGCAGAAUGCUUUUCAAGAACAUUUGAUGUCUAUUGAUUCACUGGAAGAAGAAACUGAGCUUGAGGGCUAUAUAAAAGGAAAAUGCUUAGCUUUUAAUGAAAGGGAUAAAUAA